AUGAUAUCAGAAGGUAGUUUCUUGGACCCUCAAAUUGAAGCAACGUUAUAUGGACAAAAGAAGGCCUCUAAUUUAGGUACUUUUCAAACAAAUUCGACUGCGAGCAAGACUUCUUCGUUAAAUCGAGAGUUAUUUGGGUUCAGAAGGAAAGCUAGGCAAUAUUUCGAGACAACGACGCAAAGGUUUCGUGAACAUGGUAACGAUAAGGAGUUGAUGAGAGCAGGGGUCAAUUAUAAACCAAGAUCAGAAGAUGAGGAAAUGGAAGAACUUAAUAAGUCCAAGCUUAUGAUGGAUAUGUUAUUUGAAAAAGCGAAUCAUGGCUCCAAACAGGAUUUUGACAAGCUUGGUGGAACUGGAAAAUAUGGUGUGCACAUAUCAUCGACUCCGAAAAGUGUACCGGAAUUGCUAUGCGAAGCCGUCUACCAAGACGUUCAUGGAGAAAUAUCUUUGGCAAGUCCCGAGUCUGAAUCAAUUGACAUUUCUAAUAGUGCUGGCAGGAGAGUAGUUAUAUUCCAAGAUUUGCUCAAGAACAUUGGCGUUGGGACCUUAUUAGCUCAGGUCAGCGGUGGUCCUUUGGAAAAGGUGCUAUACGCUUAUGACAAUAAGACAGGUUCCCGAGAUGUCGUUUAUGUUGAAUUGCAUUUCUUGUUCCCUGAUGAUGCUGCUCAGUUUAUGAAAUACGCCAGAUUCCACCUAUUCAAAGUGAACGGUGUACAUUUAGUUCCACAUUGGGGUGUAAUAGAUUCUCUAGACUCCUCUGAAAAGAGUCUUUUAGAUAUUCAACAGUAUGUUCAUCCAGAUUUUUGUAAAGAUAUUCAAAACUUUGACUCGACUGGAGCACGUCGCUGCUUAAUUAUGAAGAAAUAUUCAAGGAAACAUAAGUCGAUUUCUACAGAGUUGAAUUCAAAGUCUCACAUUUAUGAUUUGGAUAUCCAACAAAUAAUCGAUGAUUUUAAUCAAUUCGGACAGGUUCUCGAGGUAUCACCGUUGAUUUCUCGGAAAAUAUGUUUGCAGAUCAGUUUCCAUGAUAUCAGAAGUGCAAUAGAGGCAAUGAGGAGUUAUGAGACUUCCAAUUCCUACAUAAAUGGCAAGUAUUUUAAAGACUGGUCCAUCUGGUAUGGUAAAGACAUUGUAGAUAAACCAUGCAUUGAAGUGUAG
Molecule: messenger RNA, 1158 nt
Organism: Kluyveromyces lactis
Lineage: Eukaryota; Fungi; Ascomycota; Saccharomycetes; Saccharomycetales; Saccharomycetaceae
Gene: SSP2
Product: Ssp2p
Exons: 1
Coding region: 1-1158 (385 amino acids)
Source: RefSeq, a predicted model, not a curated record